This is a messenger RNA of Halteromyces radiatus, 3330 nucleotides long. RefSeq names its product aminophospholipid-transporting P-type ATPase. Gene Ontology annotation, biological process: retrograde vesicle-mediated transport, Golgi to endoplasmic reticulum; phospholipid translocation; endocytosis. Gene Ontology annotation, cellular component: trans-Golgi network; endosome; plasma membrane. Bases 46 to 3267 code for a protein of 1073 amino acids. Lineage: Eukaryota; Fungi; Mucoromycota; Mucoromycetes; Mucorales; Cunninghamellaceae. Gene Ontology annotation, molecular function: ATP hydrolysis activity; magnesium ion binding; ATPase-coupled intramembrane lipid carrier activity. The transcript has 20 exons. The record is from RefSeq and is a predicted model, not a curated record.
UUUAACUUUUUUUUUUCUUCACGAGCACGUUUACUUUGGAUACUGAUGCCAAGGGAUUCUAGACCAAUAGCCUUACGAAGACUCAUGCCAUUCUCGAAUCGGUCCGAUAAUAGAAAAAUUCGUACAUCUGACUCCAUACAUAGCGAUGAAGACCCACUUAUAGAUGAAGAACUUGGCGAAGCUUCUUUACGACGAAGACGACAACAACAGCAAACUCGAGGACAUGGACAACAGCAAAAAGGAUCAUUCUCUUGGCAAUUCUUACGACCGGCGCGAACGUACAAAGCAAGAACAGUUCCACUAUAUACUGAUGAUAAAUUCAAACGCAAAUUCUCACCUAACACUGUGAUCAACCAGAAAUACAACUUUAUUACCUUUAUCCCAAUUGUCCUUUUUGAACAAUUUGUCGUAUUCUUCAAUCUCUACUUUUUGUUGGUAGCUCUCUCACAGUUCGUCCCAGCCUUAAAAAUUGGGUAUAUAUUUACUUACUUUGGACCCUUAUGUUUUGUGUUAUUGGUAACCAUCAGCAAAGAAGCCGUAGAUGAUUAUCAACGAUAUAAACGAGAUAAAGAGGCCAAUUCACAACUAUAUCAAUGUAUGACACCAACAGGAUUACAAAAUAUACCAAGUUCCAGAAUACGUGUAGGGGAUAUGAUUGUACUUCGAAAAGAUCAAAGGGUACCGGCGGACAUGGUUCUUCUUCGAACAUCUGAAGAAAGUGGAUCUUGUUUUAUUCGAACUGAUCAAUUGGAUGGUGAAACGGAUUGGAAAUUACGAUUAGCUGUACCUUCACUACAACGACUAGCGACAGAUGAUGACGUACAACAUGUUAGAGGAAGCAUCUAUGCCGAUAAACCACAUAAAGAUAUUCAUAAUUUUGUUGGUACAUUCACACACAUCAAAGAAGAUACGGGAAUGGAACAAGUGGAACCUUUGGGUGUUGAAAAUACAAUGUGGAUGAAUACUGUUUUGGCUUCUGGUACUGCUAUUGGUUUCGUGAUAUACACUGGGAAAGAUACUCGUGCGGUCAUGAAUACAAAUCAUCCAGAAACAAAGGUUGGCUUAUUGGACAUUGAAAUCAAUCGACUAGCAAAGAUUCUGUUUUUGGUUACUCUUGGUAUCUCUAUUAUCAUGGUUGGACUCAAUGGAUUUCAAGGUUUAUGGUAUAUCUAUGUAUUCCGAUUCUUAAUCCUUUUCUCGUCUAUUAUACCUAUCAGUUUACGGGUUAAUCUGGAUAUGGGCAAGACGGUUUAUGCACGACAAAUAGAGAACGACGAUGAAAUCAACGGUACCAUUGUACGCACAAGCACUUUACCUGAAGAACUUGGUCGUAUUGAAUAUCUCUUAUCUGACAAAACUGGCACAUUGACACAAAAUGACAUGGAACUAAAGAAACUUCACAUGGGUACUAUGUCAUAUAGCUUGGAUACAAUGGAUGAAGUUCAAACUCAUUUGGCAAGCUCAUUCGAACAAGAACCAGGAAUGGCAGGGAUUUCUGGCAAAGCCCGACGUAAUAUUGCUUCUCGUGUCCGAGAUAUUGUACAAGCUUUGGCUUUAUGUCAUAAUGUAACACCUGUGGUAAGUCUUGAUGAUCAUAUCACCUAUCAAGCAUCAAGUCCAGAUGAGGUAGCGAUUGUCAAGUGGACAGAACAUAUGGGAUUGGCUUUGGUAGCAAGAGAUGUCAACAAGAUUGAAUUACAUGUGAUUGCGACUGGUGAACGAUUGACCUUUGAUAUCCUUAACAUUUUCCCUUUUACAAGUGAAACAAAACGUAUGGGCAUCAUUAUCCGAGAUCGACAGACACACGAAAUUAUCUUUUAUGAAAAGGGUGCUGAUGCAGUCAUGGCAAGAAUUGUACAAUACAACGAUUGGUUAGAUGAAGAAUGUGGAAAUAUGGCUCGGGAAGGUCUGCGAACAUUAGUGGUAGCCAAAAAGAAGAUGUCCGAGGAAGCUUAUGAAGAAUUUAGAUCAAGAUACCAUGAAGCAGAAGUAGCUCUACAUGAAAGAAAUACUUUGAAGCGAGCAGUGGUAGAAGGGAUGCUGGAAAGUGAUCUAGAAUUAUUAGGUCUAACCGGUGUAGAAGACAAGCUACAAGAAGGUGUCAAGAAUACUUUGGAACAAAUGCGUAAUGCUGGUCUAAGGAUAUGGAUGCUUACUGGUGACAAAAUUGAAACUGCUACUUGUAUUGCAGUAUCUUCCAAAUUGGUAUCUAGAAAUCAAAACAUUCAUCAAGUAUCAAAAUUGAAAUCAUAUAUUGAGGCCAUGGACGAAAUUGAUGCUUUGCAAUCCAAAACUGAUAGUUGUCUCGUGAUUGAUGGAGAAUCAUUACAGUUAUGUCUUGAAAGUUGUCAAGAUGAAUUUAUUGAAUUGGCUACGAGAUUACCGGUUGUUGUUUGCUGUCGUUGUUCACCAACCCAGAAGGCGGAUAUUACAAGACUGAUCAGGUCAUACACUGGCAAACGUGUACUCUGUAUUGGUGAUGGUGGCAAUGAUGUUAGUAUGAUUCAAGCAGCUCAUGUUGGUGUUGGUAUCGUAGGCAAAGAAGGCAAACAAGCAUCACUCGCAGCAGAUUUCUCCAUUACUCAAUUCAGUCAUUUGACCAAACUACUUUUGUGGCAUGGACGAAAUAGUUACAAACGUUCCGCAAAACUCUCACAAUUCGUUAUUCAUCGUGGUCUAAUCAUUUCGGUUAUGCAAGCUGUAUUCUCUGCACUUUUCUAUUUUGCCCCUAUUGCUUUAUAUCAAGGCAUGCUUAUCGUUGGUUAUGCGACAUUAUAUACAAUGGCUCCAGUAUUCUCACUUGUAUUAGAUCAAGAUGUUAAUGAAGAUAUUGCUCUUCUCUAUCCAGAACUUUACAAAGAUCUCACCAAAGGAAGAUCACUCUCUUAUCGUACAUUUUUUACAUGGUUACUGAUUAGUGUAUAUCAAGGUGGCGCGAUAAUGGUAUUAUCUAUUCUAUUAUUUGAAGAUGAAUUCAUUCAUAUUGUAUCAAUAUCUUUCACUGCGUUGAUCUUGAAUGAAUUGCUUAUGGUUGCUCUGGAAAUCAAUACUUGGCAUCGAAUCAUGAUUGUUUCAGAGAUAGUGACUAUGCUCAUUUAUAUUGCUUCUAUGUGGUUAUUACCAACUUAUUUCGACAUGACAUUUAUUUUGACUGGACGUUUUGUAUGGAAAGUGGCAGUGAUUACAGCUGUUAGUAGUUUACCAUUAUAUAUUGUAAAAUUCAUCCGCCGCCGGUAUGCUCCUCCUAGCUAUACAAAGCUUAUCUAAUUGUAUGAUAAAGGAUUUAUGUGUUAGUUUUAGUAUGAAUAAACUAGACCUUUUUGAUUCUAA